Messenger RNA from Phyllostomus discolor (pale spear-nosed bat), 3214 nucleotides. It is a transcript of the gene CHRM1, whose product is annotated as cholinergic receptor muscarinic 1. NCBI's taxonomy places the organism in Eukaryota, Metazoa, Chordata, Mammalia, Chiroptera, Phyllostomidae. The coding region runs from base 760 to 2142 and encodes 460 amino acids. Gene Ontology annotation, cellular component: plasma membrane; dendrite; synapse. The transcript is spliced from 3 exons. The record is from RefSeq and is a predicted model, not a curated record. Gene Ontology annotation, biological process: regulation of locomotion; cognition; G protein-coupled receptor signaling pathway, coupled to cyclic nucleotide second messenger. Gene Ontology annotation, molecular function: G protein-coupled serotonin receptor activity; G protein-coupled acetylcholine receptor activity.
GGCAGGGGCAGAGCGUGUGUGAGGGAAGGAGGCAUGUGAGCCCCGGGGAGCAUGUGUCGGCCACGGUGCGCUCGGGCUGGGGGCUCCGAGGUGGGGUGGGGGAAGGAGCCCGAGGAAACAGAGUGUGCUUUUGUGAGGGUGUGUGUGCGCGCCGCUGAGUCUGUGUGCAGUGGGCGUGGGUGUUUGUCUCCCUGUAUCCGCCUUCUCUCGCUCUGGACUUUUAGCCUUCCUGGGCUCAUCUACCUCAUGGCCGGCCCCCUCCCUCCCGGAGCUCAAGUUGGGGGCCCUGGUGGAGGAGGGGGGCAUGCUCCAGGACCUGGUCCAACCCCAGACGUUGCCUGAGGCUUCCCUCCAGCUCCCCUCCCUUCCUUUUCUCCCUCCCUCUCUUUCCCGUCCUCCCUCCCCCCCCCCAGGCUGGCGUGCCAGGGGGUGGGACAUGCCAAUCACUGGCUGUGCCUCUCCGGCUGCCAGCACAGGACGCAGCUACCCCCCGGGAGCCAGGUGUUUGGGUCCCUGGAGCCACCGCCGGCCCCCAGGACGCAGUGGGGUGGAGGACCCUACAGACCCCUCUCCGGCCCCAUGGGAAUUCUGAAUCCCACCACCCCCAUCCACCUUCAGCCCCCCCAAGAUGGACUGAACCAGGCUGCUGGCCAGAUGGACAAGCUGGAUGCCAAGGUGAUGACCUCCCCUUGAGGAAGCCCCCCGCCUCGUGUGACUAGAGCAGGGGGCUGCACCCUCAGCCCCACCCGGCCGGCCGCCAUGAAUACCUCGGCCCCGCCUGCUGUCAGCCCCAACAUCACCGUCCUGGCGCCAGGGAAGGGGCCCUGGCAAGUGGCCUUCAUUGGGAUCACCACGGGCCUCCUGUCACUGGCCACGGUGACAGGCAACCUGCUGGUCCUCAUCUCCUUCAAGGUCAACACGGAGCUCAAGACGGUCAACAACUACUUCCUGCUCAGCCUGGCCUGCGCCGACCUCAUUAUCGGCACCUUCUCCAUGAACCUCUACACCACGUACCUGCUCAUGGGCCACUGGGCCCUGGGCACGCUGGCCUGCGACCUCUGGCUGGCCCUGGACUACGUGGCCAGCAACGCCUCCGUCAUGAACCUGCUGCUUAUCAGCUUCGACCGCUACUUCUCCGUGACCCGACCCCUGAGCUACCGCGCUAAGCGCACACCCCGCCGGGCGGCCCUGAUGAUCGGCCUGGCCUGGAUGGUGUCCUUCGUCCUCUGGGCCCCCGCCAUCCUCUUCUGGCAGUACCUGGUGGGGGAGCGGACGGUGGGGGCCGGGCAGUGCUACAUCCAGUUCCUCUCCCAGCCCAUCAUCACCUUCGGCACGGCCAUGGCCGCCUUCUACCUCCCAGUCACGGUCAUGUGCAUACUCUACUGGCGCAUCUACCGGGAGACCGAGAACCGGGCCCGCGAGCUGGCGGCUCUGCAGGGCUCCGAGACGGCAGGGAAGGGGGGCGGCAGCAGCAGCAGCUCGGAGCGGUCCCAGCCAGGGGCUGAGGGCUCAGCGGACACCCCCCCGGGGCGCUGCUGUCGCUGCUGCCGGGCCCCCCGGUUGCUGCAGGCCUACAGCUGGAAGGAGGAGGAGGAGGAGGACGAAGGCUCCAUGGAGUCCCUCACGUCCUCCGAGGGCGAGGAGCCCGGCUCCGAGGUGGUGAUCAAGAUGCCCAUGGUGGACCCGGAGGCGCAGGCCCCCCCCAAGCAGCCCCCGCGGAGCUCCCCGAACACCGUCAAGAGGCCGACGCGGAAGGGGCGCGAGAGAACGGGCAAGAGCCAGAAGCCCCGCGGGAAGGAGCAGCUGGCCAAGCGGAAGACCUUCUCGCUGGUCAAGGAGAAGAAGGCGGCGCGGACCCUGAGCGCCAUCCUGCUGGCCUUCAUCCUCACCUGGACGCCGUACAACAUCGUGGUGCUGGUGUCCACGUUCUGCAAGGACUGCGUCCCCGAGACCCUGUGGGAGCUGGGCUACUGGCUCUGCUACGUCAACAGCACGGUCAACCCCAUGUGCUACGCCCUGUGCAACAAGGCCUUCCGGGACACCUUCCGCCUGCUGCUGCUCUGCCGCUGGGACAAGCGGCGCUGGCGCAAGAUCCCCAAGCGCCCUGGCUCCGUGCACCGCACCCCUUCCCGCCAGUGCUGACGGCCCCUCGCCCUCAUCCCCUCCACCCCCGGCCCUGGGAGGGCCCAGAGCCCCGGAAACGGAAACGGCGCACGUGGGGCUGUGACCUCAGACCCCGGGCCCCGCUCAGGCCUCUCCAGGCUUCCCAGGCCCCGAGGUCACCUUCCAGGGGAGCCCAGAGAGACCCUGCCAACUUUCUGCACUUUGCUAUUCCCAGGCAGGGAGCGAACCUGGGGAACUGGUUUUUCUGUUCCCUGCUGGGUGGGAAUGGGCUCUUCACCAGGAAGAAGGCCCCGGAGGAGGAUCUGGCCUUUGGAUUCCUUGUUUGCUUUUAGGCAGGAAGUCUGUCAGGAGCCAGCAGGGCGGCCUGGGGAAAGAGGGUUUACCAUUGCUGUUAUCCUUGGCCCCCUGGAUGGCCUGGAUUGGGGUGGGAUGGCGCCCCCUGGGGCCACAGCAAGGAACUGGCACCAAAGGUUGAGAGAAAAGCUUGGCUCAAAGGGACGAGCCCCUGGCUGGGGAUCCCCUCCCCCCUCAGGCACAGCCCACUCAGCUGGGCCCUAGGCACACUCUCCAGGACUGUCCAGCCUCCCUACCAAUGUCCUCAGAACAUCCCUGUGUGGGUCACCCCCAAGGCAAAUAUCUAAGCCUCAGCAGGACAAUGGCACCAGGGUACCAGCUUGGCUAGUCACACAUCGAGCCUUGAGGCAGCAGCAGGACCAGGCCCCAGGUGUCCUGACUGUCCCACCAUGUGGUUCCCCUGGAAUGAGGGGCAGGGGCAGGGGCGCCCACUGUCCAGCCUCACACCUGUGUGCCCUGCCCGAGAGAAGCCCUCAGCCCCUCCCCGGCUCCCAGCCGCCACCUGGAUAGGUUUGCCCCGUGCAGACCCUGCCAGGCCUCCUGCAUGCCGCGUGCCUCUGGGCCGCCCCCCACAGGCCUGGCCGGGCCAACAGGUUCUGUCCUGCGAACUUCCCGGCCCCACCCGUGCAUGGCCUCCCAGCCACCCUCACCUCCAGGCCCGGCCUGGCCCCCAGUAUUCCUCCCUCCCACCCUCAGCAAGCGCUGAGUCUGUGAAUAAAGCCACAUAAUCAGUGGA